AAAUAGUGCGAAUAUUCCAGAAUCCGCAAGAGAAUCUAGUUGUUGUGGUAGGUCAUGGGUUGGAAAUUUCUCCUCUGUAUUCUCUUAAUUUUGCGCCUCACCUUCCCAGACAUUAUUGCUAUCUCAUUCUGGCACAUACUAAACAGCAUACUGUUCUCGUUGCUUCGAGAGAGCACGCUUCGAAUGUUCUCGAAAGGAGCGCCGGGUGUAUAAAUAGCGCUGCUUGUUUCUUUUAGCGUCAUUUCAAUUCAAAGAAGCAAAGUGAACACAUCGCUGAGCGAAAGCUAAGCAACCAAAUAAGCGCAGCUGAUCAAGCUAAACAAACUGCAGUGAAGUGCAAGUAAAAUAAACUAGCAAUCAAGUAUAACAACUACUGAACUCAACCAAGAAGUUAUUAUUAAAGACAAGAAAAGAAAGCUGAAUAUUUCCAAAAAGCCGUUACCGAGGAAGAAGAACUCACACACAAUGCCAGCUAUUGGAAUCGAUCUGGGCACCACAUACUCCUGCGUGGGUGUCUACCAACAUGGCAAGGUGGAGAUUAUCGCCAACGACCAGGGCAACCGCACCACGCCGUCCUACGUGGCUUUCACAGAUUCGGAACGCCUCAUCGGCGAUCCGGCCAAGAACCAGGUGGCCAUGAACCCCAGGAACACGGUGUUCGAUGCCAAGCGGCUGAUCGGCCGUAAAUACGACGACCCCAAGAUCGCAGAGGAUAUGAAGCACUGGCCUUUCAAAGUGGUAAGCGACGGCGGUAAGCCCAAGAUCGGGGUGGAGUAUAAGGGCGAGUCCAAGAGAUUCGCCCCCGAGGAGAUCAGCUCAAUGGUGCUGGCCAAGAUGAAGGAGACGGCGGAGGCGUAUCUGGGCGAGAGCAUCACAGAUGCAGUCAUCACAGUUCCAGCCUACUUCAACGACUCCCAGCGCCAGGCUACGAAGGACGCCGGUCACAUCGCCGGCCUGAAUGUGCUCCGCAUCAUCAACGAGCCGACGGCGGCGGCACUGGCCUACGGACUGGACAAGAACCUCAAGGGUGAGCGCAAUGUGCUUAUCUUCGACUUGGGCGGCGGCACCUUCGAUGUCUCCAUCCUGACCAUCGACGAGGGAUCACUGUUCGAAGUGCGCUCCACCGCCGGAGACACGCACUUGGGCGGCGAGGACUUUGACAACCGUCUAGUCACCCAUCUGGCGGAGGAGUUCAAGCGCAAGUACAAGAAGGAUCUGCGCUCAAACCCCCGCGCCCUACGACGCCUCAGAACAGCGGCUGAACGGGCCAAGCGCACGCUCUCCUCCAGCACGGAGGCCACCAUCGAAAUCGACGCAUUGUUUGAGGGCCACGACUUCUACACUAAAGUGAGCCGCGCCAGGUUCGAGGAGCUAUGCGCGGACCUCUUCCGCAACACUCUGCAGCCUGUGGAGAAGGCCCUCACCGAUGCCAGGAUGGACAAGGGUCAGAUCCAUGACAUCGUGCUAGUCGGUGGAUCAACCCGCAUUCCCAAGGUGCAGAGCCUGCUGCAGCAGUUCUUCCACGGCAAGAACCUCAACCUAUCCAUCAACCCAGACGAGGCAGUGGCAUACGGAGCCGCUGUGCAGGCCGCUAUCCUCAGCGGAGAUCAGAGCGGCAAGAUCCAGGAUGUGCUGUUGGUGGACGUGGCCCCACUCUCAUUGGGAAUUGAGACCGCUGGCGGCGUGAUGACCAAGCUGAUCGAGCGCAACUGCCGCAUUCCGUGCAAGCAGACCAAGACGUUCUCCACGUACUCGGACAAUCAGCCCGGCGUCUCCAUCCAGGUGUAUGAGGGCGAACGUGCGAUGACGAAGGACAACAAUGCAUUGGGCACCUUCGAUCUGUCCGGCAUUCCACCUGCACCAAGGGGUGUGCCCCAAAUAGAAGUUACCUUCGAUUUGGACGCCAAUGGAAUCCUGAACGUCAGCGCCAAGGAGAUGAGCACGGGCAAGGCCAAGAACAUCACGAUUAAGAACGACAAGGGACGCCUCUCGCAGGCCGAGAUUGAUCGCAUGGUGAACGAGGCUGAGAAGUACGCCGACGAGGACGAGAAGCAGCGCCAGCGCAUUACCUCUCGAAAUGCCCUGGAGAGCUACGUCUUCAAUGUGAAGCAGUCCGUGGAGCAGGCACCCGCUGGCAAACUGGACGAGGCCGACAAGAACUCGGUCCUGGACAAGUGCAACGACACUAUCCGGUGGCUGGACAGCAACACCACUGCCGAUAAGGAGGAAUUCGACCACAAGAUGGAGGAGCUCACACGCCACUGCUCCCCCAUCAUGACCAAGAUGCAUCAGCAGGCAGCGGGCGCAGGAGCAGCUGGUAGUCCGGGAGCCAACUGCGGCCAACAGGCUGGAGGAUUUGGCGGCUACUCUGGACCCACUGUCGAGGAGGUCGACUAAAGCCAAUAGGAAAAUUAUGCAGUUACUUAAGUUCUGCUUAAGUUUUUAAGAGUGAUAUUAUUUAUUUGGUUGUAAUCAAAAGACAAGAAUGUAAAUAAUUAAUACAUAAUUACAUUAUAUUUAAGUUAGCAA
Messenger RNA from Drosophila erecta, 2529 nucleotides. Its product is annotated as major heat shock 70 kDa protein Ba. Gene Ontology annotation, cellular component: cytoplasm. NCBI's taxonomy places the organism in Eukaryota, Metazoa, Arthropoda, Insecta, Diptera, Drosophilidae. The coding region runs from base 466 to 2397 and encodes 643 amino acids. Gene Ontology annotation, biological process: protein refolding; cellular response to unfolded protein. The transcript has a single exon. Gene Ontology annotation, molecular function: ATP hydrolysis activity; ATP-dependent protein folding chaperone; misfolded protein binding. The record is from RefSeq and is a predicted model, not a curated record.